Messenger RNA from Schistocerca cancellata (South American locust), 1309 nucleotides. RefSeq lists its product as uncharacterized. The record is from RefSeq and is a predicted model, not a curated record. Lineage: Eukaryota; Metazoa; Arthropoda; Insecta; Orthoptera; Acrididae. The transcript has 3 exons. The coding region runs from base 48 to 971 and encodes 307 amino acids.
CGCUGCGACCACCACGAGCCGGAGACUCCCCUGAGCCUGCGAAUGCCAUGGGGUGCGCGAGCAGCGCUCCGUUUCUGGCGGCCCGCUCGCAGAACGGCGCAGGUGCUGGCGCUGGUGGUGAUGGAGCUGACGGGUCCGCCCCCGACGCGGGGGCGGGCGGACUGGACCUCACCAAGACGGUCAGCGGUGCCGCACAGGGACUCACGCAGGGCGCCGUGGCCAAGCUGCAAGAUGUCGGUGAGGCAGCAAAACACAAAGCUGAAGCUGUUGCUGAAACUGUUGAAACUAAGGCAGUAGAGGUAAAAGAGCAAGUAGAAGAGAAAGUAAAAGCAGUCACAGAACAGGUGAAGGAGAAGGUUGAAAAUUUUAUACCAAUCAAGAAAGAAGAUGGGCAAGACCUGACAAAAGUAGGAGAUGAUGCUCUUAAGAAUGUUACUACAAAGGUUGAAAAUGAACUGGAGAAUGUCAGUGAACAGGUUACUGACAAAGUGCAUGACACUGUAGAGAAAACCAGUGAAGAGGUGGGAAAUAUAACAGAGAAGGCAGGUGCAGAAUUUCAGAACAUAAGUGAAAAGGUUAACACUGAAUUGGAACAUUCAGUCAACAGAGCCAGUUCUGAAGUUGAAGAGAUAACAACAGAAAUUGGGACUGCUGCUGAAAACCUACAUAUGUCAAUAGAUAAAGCUGAUAUUGAUAUGGUUGAUGAAGAAUUGAGAGCUAUUGAAGAAAUGGAGGCAACUGAAAAGUUGGUGAAAGAUGAGGGAUCCAUGCAUGAAAAUAUGGUUGUGUCAGCAGCAUCCACAGCUGAAAAUGAAAUUGAUGAGAAGCAUGAAACAGAAGAUGCAAAGGAAAGCCGAAGUAAACAUGCCACUCCUGAUUUGGACAAGAAUGUUACUGAAGAUACUGAAAAAUCUGGAAAUGGUAGUCCAGUAACUAAUGAAAGUGAUGAGAAGACUAAUCCAAGUGCAUAAUUGUGAAAGAAUUUUUGGUUUGUGUGUGUUGAAUGGUUUAAUGAAUACAGAACAGAAAAUAAAUGAUAUUUUGUAAAAUUAAUGUGCUAUUUUGAAAAUAUUCUUGUAAAAAACCAAAUGGACAUACAAGAUGCAAAAUAUGGUUGUGCAGGACACAGUAAAAGAAGUUAUAUUACAGUUUAUGUGUAAAAAUGGUGUUGACUGUUACUUUAAGUUUAGAAAUACUUAAUCCAACAGCACCCUCAACUUUCUCCAUUAUUCCACACUCCUGCUGCAGUGUAGGAGCACAUGCACACACAAUCACACAGAAUAUACUAACCAAUGAAAAAUAAUUUGAU